CAGAGGAGCUUCCCUUGCCGAGGGUUGAUGGGCCCUUGAGUACGGACUAGUCAUCCGCUGACCGAACUGCUGCUGCUCCCGAUCCGACUUUGCAGCGCCCAUGGAUUCUCCGCCAAACGAUGGGCCCGACGGCUCGUCCCUUAGGCCCGUGUCUUCGCUGCUGGCCAAGUUCGAGAACCUGAACAAGCCCGAUGCCAAUCCGCCGCCAACCGGGGCGAGCUCGCGAACAGUAUCCCCCGUACCGGCGCCCGCGCUAGCACCGAAGCCCUCACGACUGCGCGAGCGGGAUGCGAGCCCGUCGGCGACUCGCGAACCACCGCCCGUCCCCCCGAGCCGUCCACAUGACCGGCUGAACGCCUCCAACGCCAACCAAACGACCGCCGCUACCGGCCUUUCCACGUCCCCCUCGCGCCCUCUCCCGCCGCCGAUCGCUCCCCGCCCCGCGCACCCUCCGUCGCUCACGGUCGAACCGCCACAUUCGCCGCCAAAGAGAGGCGCGGGAUUGCCAACAGGCGACCGCCCUGCCUUCGUCAAUGCCGACUCGCUGAUACAGUCGUCCUCGUCGUCGUCGUCGUCGGCGGCCGCGGCCGCGACCAAGCAAUUUAAGAUACCUAGCCGUCCCCGUACACCCGUCUCCGAACCCCGCGUAUCACCUCGCCUCGCGCCUGCGCAGCCCCCGUCCCCCCCGCCUCCUCGACGGUCCGCGGAACUCAGGCGGGAGCGGGAGAACAGAGAUGCCGCCAGGUCGGCUGUUCCACCCCCGGUCAACCGGGCAGAGAAACCGGCCAUGGGAGCAGCUCGCUUCUCCCUCUUCGCGCAACCCAGCCAGCCCGCCCAGACCCCCAGUCGCCCGAGCGACAAGGUUUCGCCCUUCAGCAGUCCCCCGAGCAGUAAUGGGACCGCCGAAGAAGACACACCUCCCGCGUUGCCCUCGCGACCGAGGGCGAACCCGGAAAGGCCGCAGCGGCCUGGCGCGGUCCAGACAGCCAGCGACCCGUUCGACCCACCACCCCUUCACCCUACGGCAGUCGCUAGGAGGCUGGACAGAGAGAGCGCCAACGGCAAGGCAGGUGGCCCUCUCACGCCGCAGCCCACCGGCGAGCAACCGCCGAAGCUCCCGGCGAGACCCCAGAGCUUUAUCGACUCUUCACGACCCGCAUACGCGACUUCGGCGCCGCCACCGCGGCCGCCCAGGCCAGUGCUGAACACCAGCUACCCUCACGAGAUCGGCGCGGUUGGCGGGGUCGCGCAGAAGCUGGCCGCGUCGACGCCUACUACGCACGCCUCGCCCACGAUUCCCAGGCUUAACGGUAGGUCCCUCAACAUGGGCACGGAUCGUAUGCCGAGCAGGAUCGCCAACGACUUGCGUGCGCCGACCACCACGCCGUCUACGCCCGUCGAGCACCACCGGUCUCUGGACGCGCAAGCGGCAGGCUCCACCAGGAGUGAUGCCCCUGCGCCCAUCACGACGGCCUACCCAGACACGUCCAGGACGAAUCGGAGCAAGCCUUACCUGAGCAAGGGGGUGCACGAGAUCGCCACCAACUACGACAGUCGGGUCUUCGACGUCUGCGGCCCGGUGGUCUGCACCACGGGCACGUAUACAAGGGCCUGGAGCGUUCAGGACGGCGAGCUGCUGAUGAGCCUGGCCAUGGGCGAAGGCAUGAAAGGGACGGCCGUCAUCUUCAAGCCGGGCGAAAACGUGGACGAGGAAGGGAAGCGCAUCUGGGUCGGCAACAAUCACGGCGAGCUCCUGGAGGCGGAUGUCCAGACGCAAGCCAUCCUGAACCAGAGGCCUAACGCCCACGGCCGCUACGAGAUCAUCAAGAUCUACAGGCACUACAACGAGCUGUGGACGCUAGACGAGAGCGGGACGCUGCACGUCUGGGGCCCCGACGAGCGGGGCGUUCCGAACCUGUCGGUGGGCCCCGCGCAAUCGUUCCGUGUGCCAAGGGGGCACACGUUUUCGAUGGUCGUAGGAGACGAACUGUGGCACGCGACGGGCAAGGAGAUACGGGUUUUCCUGCCGACCCUCGACGGGAGGACGCAGUUCCAAGUGCUGAUCCGGGCGCUCGUCCAGGACAGCGCCGGCGAGGUGACGUCCGGAACGAUCCUCACGACCGACGCGGACAGGGUCUACUUUGGGCACAGCGACGGGAAAGUGAGCAUCUACUCGAGGAGCGACUACUCUUGCCUCGGGGUGAUGAACGUCAGCCAGUACAAGAUCAACUCGCUGGUCGGCGUGGGCCGGUACUUGUGGGCCGGGUUCAACACGGGCAGGAUGAUGGUGUUCGACAUGGAGCAGACGCCGUGGCUCCUCAAGAAGGACUGGCAGGCGCACAAGAACCCCGUCGUCGGGAUCGUGGCCGACCGGUCGAGCUUCUACAAGCUCGACCUCUCGCAGGUGGUGUCGCUGGGCGCCGACAACGUGCUGCGCACCUGGGACGGGCUCCUGCAGGAAGACUGGCUCGAGAGCGAGAUGAAGCUCAAGGACGUCGAGUACUGCACGUUUGAGAAGAUCGGGGUGCUGGUGCUCACGUGGAACGCGGGCGCGUCGACGCCGCACAGCCUGCGCUACUCGGAGGCGGACGCGACCUUCAUCCGGGACCUGCUGCAGAGCAGCGGCUCGCCCGACAUACUCGUCUUCGGGUUCCAGGAGCUGGUGGACCUGGAGGACAAGACGGCGACGGCGAAGCGGUUCCUCAAGCCCAAGAAGAAGGAGGGCUCGGACCAGGAGCGGAUGAGCCACCAGUACCGCGACUGGCGCAACUUCCUGGCGCAGAGCCUGGACGACUACAUGUCGGGCGACGUGCUCUACCAGAUCCUGCACACGGCGCCGCUGGUCGGCCUCUUCACGUGCAUCUUCGUCAAGGCCGACCUCCGGGAGCGCAUCAGCAACCUGAGCAGCGCCGAGGUCAAGCGGGGCAUGGGCGGGCUGCACGGCAACAAGGGGGCCAUCGUGGUGCGCUUCAUGGUGGACCACACGUCGCUCUGCUUCGUCAACUGCCACCUGGCGGCGGGCCAGGGGUCGGCCAACGCGCGGCACAACGACAUCGCGGCGAUCCUGGAGGCGCAGCUGCUGCCGCCGCAGCGGGACCCGGGCGUGCGGAUCGACAGCUUCGUCGGGGGCGGCGACGGGUCCAUGAUCCUGGACCACGAGCUCUGCCUGCUCAACGGGGACCUCAACUACCGCAUCGACACCAUGAGCCGCGACACGGUGGUGGCGGCGGUCAAGGCGGGCAACCUGGCCAAGCUGCUGGAGCGCGACCAGCUGCUGGUGGCGCGGCGGCGGAACCCGGGCUUCCGGCUGCGCGCGUUCGAGGAGCGGCCGAUCGAGUUCGCGCCGACGUACAAGUACGACGUCGGGACCGACAACUACGACACGAGCGAGAAGCGCCGCAGCCCGGCCUGGUGCGACCGGCUGCUGUACCGCUGCGGCGGCGGGCGCGGCCGCAUCGAGCAGCUCGACUACCGCCGCCACGAGGUGCGCGUCUCGGACCACCGGCCCGUCAGCGGCCGCUUCCGGUUCGAGGUCAAGCGGAUCGACCCCAAGCGCCGGGCGGUCGCCUGGAUGGAGUGCCAGCAGCGCUGGGAGGACCGCAGGGGAAGAGAAGGGCAGGAAGAGAAGUGAGUUCUACAUAUAUAUAUUUGGUCUUUUUGGUUUUUUUGGUCUUCCUUUUGUUUUCGAUUCCUUCAUUUCGUCUUCCAUUCCUUCGUCCGAAUGGUGACUGACUACUAACCGUCUACCGCGAAUAU
Messenger RNA from Thermothelomyces thermophilus ATCC 42464, 3756 nucleotides. RefSeq lists its product as uncharacterized. The record is from RefSeq and is a predicted model, not a curated record. The transcript is spliced from 2 exons. Gene Ontology annotation, biological process: phosphatidylinositol dephosphorylation. Lineage: Eukaryota; Fungi; Ascomycota; Sordariomycetes; Sordariales; Chaetomiaceae. Gene Ontology annotation, molecular function: phosphatidylinositol-4,5-bisphosphate 5-phosphatase activity; protein binding. The coding region runs from base 101 to 3631 and encodes 1176 amino acids.